AUGGGUGUCAAUGGCUCAGUCAGCCGUCUCGCUUCUGGCCGCCCAUCAACCGUCCAAUCCCCGACGAUCUGCCUACCGCCGAGUUCGAAGAACGCUCGGUGUCACUACCUGUGCAAGCGGCGCAACCCAACGAAAUAUUCGAAUCCCGUCCAUCAUUCAUUCAGUUUGGUUCGGGUAGUUGCCUUUCUACACCGAUUCGGACACAAUGCUUCGCCUCAAAACCGAACUGACCGGAAGGUCGGGUCUCUCAGUACCCUGGAGCUGAAUAACGCUACGAAGACGCUGGUAAGGAUUGCUCAGCACGAAUCGUUUGGGAAAGACAUUGCCGAAAUCAAGUCAAAGGGACACGUCAGUUCACACUCCGCUUUGAAAACUCUCGCUCUUAUCCUGGUCGACGGGAUUCUUCGUGUAGGUGGUCGGCUGCGUCACGCAGCUAUCUCCGAGGACAGGAAACAUCCUAUGAUCCUACCAGCCCGACACAUACUCACCGAACGUAUUCUGGUUCACUAUCACCAGAAGCAGCUACACGCUGGUCCACAACUGCUGGUAGCCUGCGUACGGGAGAAGUUUUGGCCUCUACGAAUCCGAAAUUUGGCUCGGAAGGUGAAGCAUUCCUGUGUGAAUUGCUUCCGCUGCAAGCCCACAAAUCUCAAGCAACUGAUGGGAGACUUACAACCCGAGAGGGUGACGCCAACUCUGCCAUUCUUGAGCACGGGAGUGGAUCUGUGUGGACCGUUCCAGUUUCGUAAGUUGCCUAGAACCUCUCCAGUAAAAUGCUACGUGGCAAUUUUCGUUUGCCUUGUUACAAAGGCUGCCCACGUGGAACUCGUGUACGAUCUCAGUACAGCCGCAUUUCUAGUGGCGUUGCACCGAUUCGUCGCUCGCAGAGGAAGGCCCAAACUCAUUGAGUGCGACAACGCUACAAAUUUCAAAGGAGCAGCAAGAGAACUGGCACAACUACGAAAGCAGUUCUAUGAUCAGCAGCACCAGACAGAAAUAAUCUCCAGCUGCGCCGAUGACGGCACCGAGUUUAGAUUCAUCCCACCCCGUAGCCCCAACUUCGGGGGCUUGUGGGAGGCGGCGGUAAAAUCGUUUAAGAAGCAUUUGCGGGCCACGAUUGGAAAUUCGGUGCUCUCCCAGGAUGAGUUCGUGACACUGCUAGCACGUAUCGAAGCGUGCCUGAAUUCUAAGCCAUUAACGCCCCUCUCGGCUGAUCCCAAUGACCUGGAGGUGUUGACUCCGGGACAUUUUCUCAUCCACCGACCGCCCACCGCCUUUUCUGAGCCGAACCUGUCCGAGGUACCCAGCAACCGUCUCGACCGUUGGCAACGCAAUGUUGAGCAGCAAGCACCAAAGACCAUCACCUUGCCGUAA
Messenger RNA from Aedes albopictus (Asian tiger mosquito), 1374 nucleotides. RefSeq lists its product as uncharacterized. The record is from RefSeq and is a predicted model, not a curated record. Gene Ontology annotation, molecular function: nucleic acid binding. NCBI's taxonomy places the organism in Eukaryota, Metazoa, Arthropoda, Insecta, Diptera, Culicidae. Gene Ontology annotation, biological process: DNA integration. Bases 1 to 1374 code for a protein of 457 amino acids. The transcript has a single exon.